AUGGGCGACUCUCUCUUCCACAGCUCUGCUGCCCCAGAUGACGAAUAUGAUUACUUAAUAAAGCUCCUGGCACUCGGCGAUAGUAAUGUGGGAAAAACAAGCCUGUUAUAUCAAUAUACGGAUAAUAUUUUCAAUCCACGAUUUACAACAACAGUCGGUGUCGAUUUUCGUCAGAAAAGAUUAGUCCGUGAAAGUCGUGAUUCUGAAGGCCUUCUUGGACCUAAACAACGAUUGCAUCUACAACUAUGGGAUACAGCUGGACAAGAACGGUAUCGAAGUUUAUGCACAGUGUUUCUACGUGAUGCAAUGGGUUUUCUGCUUGUAUUCGAUUUGACGAAUGAAAAUAGUCUACAGAAUUGUCGUGAAUGGAUGAAUCUGCUGUGUCAACACGCAUAUUGUGAUCGUCCUGAUGUUGUGUUAGUUGGGAAUAAAUUUGAUCUUACAUCGGAACGUCAAGUCUCUAUGUCUGCUGCAAAUGCAAUGGCUCGUGAGCUUGACGUACCUUACAUAGAGACAAGUGCCGCUACUGGCUAUCAGGUGACAGCUGCUGUUGAUCGUCUACUGGAUUUAGUCAUGACUAGAAUUGAAGCCUCAGUAACCAAAGCACCUUAUCUUAUCUUCUUUGAGUAUAUUUCUGCGUAUGUGAUAUUAGGUGUUAAUUUCCUCAAUGUUUUUGUACUCAAGUUUAUCAUGUAA
This is a messenger RNA of Trichobilharzia regenti, 696 nucleotides long. NCBI's taxonomy places the organism in Eukaryota, Metazoa, Platyhelminthes, Trematoda, Strigeidida, Schistosomatidae. The record is from the annotation of a GenBank genome assembly.